Penicillium longicatenatum is the source of this 1179-nucleotide messenger RNA. RefSeq lists its product as uncharacterized. Lineage: Eukaryota; Fungi; Ascomycota; Eurotiomycetes; Eurotiales; Aspergillaceae. The transcript has 2 exons. The coding region runs from base 1 to 1179 and encodes 392 amino acids. The record is from RefSeq and is a predicted model, not a curated record. Gene Ontology annotation, molecular function: protein binding.
AUGACACUUCUUGUCAAGUCUACCAAUGCCAACAUCAUCCAAGCAUGCCCCGGAGACCCCUGCAACGAAUGGCAUUCUGGAAAGGCAGUCUACUUGCAAUCUAAUGAGCAUGAUAACAGCGUUGUUUCAAUUCCAAUAGGACGUGAUGGGAAGCUUUCUGGUGGCAUAGUCAUUUCUUCGGGUGGCAAGGGAGGUGCCAGCAUCGACGGGACGACCAAGAAACCCGCAGGCCCGGACGCACUCUCUUCGCAAGGAUCGGUAACUGUGAGCGGCGAUUAUCUUUUUGCUGUAAACGCCGGCUCAAACACCCUCUCCAUGUUCAAAAUCGACCAGAACGAUGCAACACACUUGACUAUGAUCGGACAGCCUGCCGAGGUUCCUGGCGAAUUCCCCGUGACUGUUGGAGCAUCGGUGAAGCACAACAUGGCAUGCGUCGGGUAUACCGGGGCCAAGUCCGGCACGUCUUGCGCUCAAUUCACCCGAAUGGGACUGGGUCAGAUGAAACAGGUCGUCGAAAUUGACCUUGGCCAAACCACUCCUCCUAUGGGGCCCACGAAUACGGUCGCUCAGGUCUUCUUCGCUGCGGACGAGUCUCGAUUAAUCACCACCGUCAAGGGAGACCCUAGUACGAACAAAACGGGGUUCAUCUCUGUUCUGCCUUUCAAAGAUGCACGCUCACCUGCUUUCGAAGAUGGUGAUACAAGAAGCUCGCCUCCCGGGACUGCUGUGCUGUUUGGUGGUGUCAACGUUCCCGACACCUCAGAUCUCUUCAUCACGGACGCAUCCUUUGGGACUACACUGCUCAGUCUUAACUACACAACGGAAAAUCUGUUCUUGGAAAACAAAGUCACCAUCCAGGGUCAAAAGGCGACUUGCUGGGUUGCUUAUUCACAGGCGAGGAAGAGUUUUUUUGUGACCGAUGCUGCAGUCAACCGAUUGAUUGAGAUCAAUAAAGAUGGUUCGGAGAUCAUGUCGAGGUUGGAAUUGACCAAUGGCGACCCCGGACUCACUGACCUUCAGGUUGCUGGUCGCUUUGUUUAUGCCCUUUCUCCUGGCAACGGUACUAUGCCUGCGGCAAUCACCGUGGUAGAUUCAUUCAAGGGCUUACAAAUUCAGCAUUUCUUGCUGGAAAAGUUGGGUGCUGGGAAACGAUCGCAGGGCAUGGCGAUUCUUCAAUGA